Morus notabilis is the source of this 1782-nucleotide messenger RNA. RefSeq lists its product as uncharacterized. The coding region runs from base 1 to 1782 and encodes 593 amino acids. NCBI's taxonomy places the organism in Eukaryota, Viridiplantae, Streptophyta, Magnoliopsida, Rosales, Moraceae. Gene Ontology annotation, molecular function: nucleic acid binding; RNA-DNA hybrid ribonuclease activity. The transcript has 4 exons. The record is from RefSeq and is a predicted model, not a curated record.
AUGGCCCUUAAACUUGAUAUGAGUAAGGCCUAUGAUCGCGUGGAGUGGUCUUUUCUUGGUGUUGUUAUGGAUAGAUUGUGGUUUUCAGCCAAGUGGAUUGAUAGGGUCAUGGAUUGUGUUUUGACUACAAGCUUCUCUUUUCUAGUUAAUGGUCGGUCGGCAGGGAAAGUUACCCCAUAUCGGGGUUUAAGGAUUAAGGAGACUUUGGAGACAUAUGAGAAAGCAUCUGGUCAAGUUAUCAAUUUUCAAAAAAGUUCGGUUUGUUUCAGUCCAAAUUUGGACGAUGGUCGGUGGGGCUCAAUUCUUGAAGUUCUUAACCUUCCCCAUAAUUCAGAGCAUGAUUCUUAUUUGGGUCUUCCUUCAGUUUUAGGCCAAAAUAAGAAACGCGUGUUUGACAAGAUUAGAGAGCAGGUGUGGAGGAACUUACAAAUGUUGGAAGGUAAAUUCCUUUCUGUUGGAGGUAGGAAAAUUCUCAUUAAGGCAGUGGCCCAAGCCGCCACCACCAAUGCCAUGAUAAUACCUUCCACUUUGUGUGAUAAUAUCCAAUCACUUAUUUCUAAGUUUUCGUGGGGAGGUUGCAAGGAGGAUAGGAAGAUCCACCAGAUGCGAUGGAGUCUUUUAUGUCGAGCUAAGGGUGAGGGUGGAUUGGGUUUUCGAGAUAUGGAAGGUUUCAAUAAAGGUCUAGUAAUUGCUAUGCAAGGCUGGCAUAUUGUUACAUGUCCGAAUUCUUUUAUGGCACGUAUCCUGAAAGCAAAAUACUUCACAUCCUCUAGCUCUCUAGACGUGCCAGUUGGAUAUAAUCCAUCAUCCACCCCGGCAAUCAAGGACUUGAAGGUAUCGGAUUUAUUACAGGGCUUUCGGUGGGAAUUGCAUAUGAUUGAAGAUACUUUUUGGGACGUGGAUCGGGAUGUUAUUCUGGAGAUUCUAAUGGGUUCCCAUCGACGAGAAGAUUUCUUGGUGUGGCACUUUGAUGACAAAGGGAAUUAUUCUGUCCGGUCAGGAUAUCAAGUGGAGAUGGAAUGUCGGGAUGUUUCUAGUAGCAGCGGGGUGUGGAUCAUAGAUGGUGGUCUCGUCUAUGGAAGCUUCGGAUUCCUAAUAAGGGCUCAUUUAGUGAAGCAUAGAGUGAAGUGCUCAAGUAGUUGCCCGAGAUGUGGAGAAGAGAUGGAAACCGCAAGUCAUCCUCUUUGGUACUUUCCUGCUGCAUUAGAAGUGUGGAUGAAUUCAGCUAUUUGGACUCUGGUAAGUUCUUUUUCUUCCGGGCCGUUUGCUGCUUUAUGUUUACAUGCGGCUAGUCAGGCUAAGGAAGAGGAAUUGGAUAUCUUCUGUAUGAUUACUUGGAGUUUAUUGCUUGAUCGAAAUGGGAGGGUGUUUGCUAAUAAGGCUAUGGCUCCAGUAGAUGUGGUUAAUCGGGUAAGACAGGUGUUAAGUGAUUAUUUGAGUGUUCUUUCGGUGGAUUCACGGGCUGCAAAUGUGCCGACUUCAGCAGCUAGUAAUUGGCGUCCUCCGGUGGCUGAUGUGGUCAAGAUAAAAGUUGAUGCAAAUGUGCAUCAAUCAUUGAAUGCAAUAGGCCUUGGAGUGGUGAUUAGAGACAAGGAAGGAAUUGUUUUUGCAGCCAUAGCAAAGAGGAUGGAUAGACGUUUUUCCCCUCAUAUAGCAGAAUGUUUUGCAGCAAGAAAGGGUGUGGUGCUGGCUGAGCGUCUUGGCUUUCACGAGUGGAUCCUUGUAUUAGAUGCUAUCAAUGUGGUCCGCGCCAUUCAGGGGUUUCCUCGUCGUGGUUCUUAA